This is a messenger RNA of Paramuricea clavata, 648 nucleotides long. The record is from the annotation of a GenBank genome assembly. NCBI's taxonomy places the organism in Eukaryota, Metazoa, Cnidaria, Anthozoa, Malacalcyonacea, Plexauridae.
AUGGAUGAGGUGAUCAAAAUCAUGAAAGAUAAACUUGUUAUCAGUUCAAAGGAGGCAGAAACUCUGCAGGAAAACUUUAAAAAUACACAUUUAGAAUUUUUAUAUAACUUUAAAGACAAUCUAACAUAUUUGCCUUGCGGAAGGAGAUACACAGAUGAAGUUAAGGAAUUUGCUUUAACUCUCUACUUGUACUCACCAAAAGCGUACAAAUAUGUUAGAUCAAUAAUCCCUCCGCCAAACCCAUCUUUAAUCAGGAAAUGGUCCACUUCCAUUAAAUGCGACCCUGAAUUUAUUGAAGAAGUAUUUACAUCGCUAUCCAACCAAAUUGAUGCUUCCCCUAUAAAUAAGGACUGUUGUCUGGUUAUCAACGCUAUGGGAAUUCGCAAGCAAACAUUAUGGAACCCCAAGAAGGUCCAGUAUUCAGGUUUUGUUGAUCUUGGCAAUGAAAUUCCAAAUGUUCAGUGUGACAAACUGGCAUCUGAGGCAUUGGUUUUCCUCUUAGUUGGAACAAGAAGUCAUUGCAAAUGUCCAAUUGGAUACUUUUUAAUGAACAAAAUCUCAGCCAAAGACCAAGCGGUAUUGGUGUCAAAAUCCUUGGAAAAGGCUGCAAAGGCAGGUCUGAAGGUGUGGUCAGUGACAGCUGAUUGA